AUGAAUGGCCCCGACAGCAACGCGGCCGCCCUCGCUGGGCCGUCUACGGAGGCGCGGCCUUUGAACGUGUCGGACGCGCUGGGGUACUUGGAUGCCGUGAAGCUCCAGUUCCAGGACCAGCCGGAUGUCUACAACCACUUCCUGGACAUCAUGAAGGACUUCAAGAGCCAAGUGAUCGACACCCCGGGCGUCAUUGAACGCGUCUCAAUGCUCUUCCAUGGCCACCCGAUCCUCAUCCAGGGAUUCAAUACCUUCCUGCCCCCUGGCUACCGUAUAGAACUCAACACCGAUCACUCUGACACUAUCACGGUAACAACCCCGAUGGGACAAAUGACACAAAGGACGACCAUGUACGGUAUACCCACCCUCAGCCGCGAGACCAUCAUUCAGCCAGGUCUGGUCCCGCCCUACUCUCAGCCACCUUUUGGCCUCCCCCCGCCUCCCGUGCUCCCGGUUGGCAUUGGAAAUGGCUCCCGUCCCGUUACUCCCAUACCCAUCCACGCGCCCCUCCACGCGCCACCCCACAUCGCCCAAGAGAUGCAGAGCAUCCGCCCCCCUCACUCGCAGUCUCCCGCGCUGCAGGGGGGACGCGACGAUGCCGCGCUCCUGGGAAGCCUCAACACGCACCAGGCGGACCGACAGCAGAACGGCGAGUUCCACCACGCGAUCAACUACCUCAGUAAGAUCAAAAACCGAUACCACGACGACCAGCAGACGUACAAGCAGUUCCUCGAGAUCUUGCAGACGUACCAGAAGGAGCAGCGGCACGUGCAGGACCAAUCACAAGUCUAUGCGCAGGUUCAGAUGUUGUUCAAGGACGCGCCUGACCUCAUGGACGAAUUCAAGGACUUCCUGCCUGAAGUUGUGCCUCCCACACACCCGGCGGGCCUUGUAGGCAUCCUCCCUCAGCCAACAGGGGGACCAGGCGUGUCCGGCUCGUUCCCCCCGCCCGAGCCACCCGUGGCGGAGAAGGGCGCGAAGCCACCGCCGAAAAGGAGGAAACGGCCCGAGAAGGACACCGCCGCAGCGGCGAAGGCCCCCGGUGGUCGAGCCGCGAAACGUCCUAGGACGACGAAUGCGAGGGCGGAACCAGCCUCGCCGAAGUUUUCGCCGUACCAGGUUCCGCCAUCUCCUCAGCUCGUCAACAUGCAUAUCCAGCAAGCGUCGACGCCAAUGCAUCAGCCGAUGCACCCUCACUCCAUCCAUCCACCGAGCCCGGGUCCAAUGGGCGCGACCCCCAGCAACACUCAAGAUGAGCUACUCUUCUUCGAUCGUGCCAAGAAGGCACUCGAGGGCGGUGGGACGUACGACGAGUUCCUCAAGUUGCUGAAUCUCUUCUCUCGGGACAUCAUCGACACCAAGACCCUAGUCGACCGUGCGGAAGUGUUCCUUGGUGACGGGGACCUGUUGAUGCAGUUCAAGGACCUACUCAGCUGGGAGGACAGGAAGGUCGAGGAGAACGUUCCGCCAGGCAGCAUGCGGACCGCUCCCCCAGAAUACUAUGCGCUUCUCCCACCGGAAGAUGGCCAGGGUCCUAGUUACCGCCGACUGCUGGACACUGAGAUCCGCAUGGCAUGCUCAGGGCGCGACCGGCUCUGUUGGUCUGUCCUCAACGACGUGUGGGUCUCGCAUCCCACAUGGGCGUCCGAGGAGGCUGGGUUCAUGACGCACAAGAAGAAUCAGUUCGAGGACACCCUGCACAAGAGCGAGGAAGAGCGCCACGAGUUCCAGGUGCAGAUCGAGGGGCUCACGCGCACUAUCGCGACCCUCGACCCCAUCGAGGCCCGUAUAGAGACCAUGUCCGCCGAGGAACGGGCUGCGUUCCGGCUCAAGCCUGACCUGGGCGGGACCGCGCGUGCGAUCUACGAGCGGACGAUCAAGAAAAUCUACGGCAACGACGCGGGCAACGAGGUCCUUCGCUCGCUCCAGGAGACCCCAGCGGUGGCGGUCCCUGUUGUCCUUGCCCGCCUCCGACGCAAGGACGACGAGUGGCGGCGGGCGCAGCGAGAAUGGAAUCGGACCUGGCGCGAGGUGGACGCAAAGAACUUUUACAAGGCGCUCGACCAUCAAGGGAUCACGUUCAAGCAGAACGACAAGAAGUACAUCACCGCAAAGUCGUUCGUUCUCGAAAUUGAGAACGCGAAAGCCGCGCAGCUCCGAAAGCGCGAUGGAGCCGGGAAUAGCAAGGUCGGCGGCGGUGCGGGCAGUUCUCGCGGGUCGAGCGGCUCGCCGCCGUCUACUGUGGCCGGGUCGUCGACGCGUCCGCUGGGAUAUCAGCUGCAGUACCAGUUUGAGGACGUCGGUGUCCUGCACGAUGCGGUGAAGUUGGUCUUCUCGUACCUCGACCACUCGCCGCAGCAGUUUGGCCCGCAGGAGCGGCGGGCCAUCGAGAAGUUCCUGCGAUCGUUCAUCCCUGUUCUAUUCAUGUUCCCUCCGCACGAGUUCAACAGCGCGUGCGGGCCGCUGGCGCCUGGCCACGACGAGGAUCCCUCCGAAGCACAAUCAACCUCCAUCGAUGACGAGCCGGCAAAGACGGCCUCGGGCGGCGCGAAGCAGCAGCCGGGGCAGGAGGGCGUCUCGGCGCAGGACCUUCGGACGCGUCUUCUAAAGACGGCUCGGGAGAACGCGCAGGACGGCGGUCAGGAUGGCGCGUCAUCGAUGGUCACCGGGUCCACGUCCCCCAUGGCUACUGAUAGCCCGAAUGAAGGCACGGCCUCGAACGUAAACCACCACACGGUCGGGGGCGAGGAGGCAGCGCACCAUCCCGAUGCCCGCACUAAUGCCGAAGAUAUUUGGGUCAGAGAAUUGAACGCGAGCGGGACCCAGGGGGCUGGCGAGACGCCGCUAACGCGGCGACCGUUCUUUGCUGGCACGACGUUCUAUACUCUGCUGCGGCUAUUACAGUUACUGUACUCACGCCUCCUUUCCUGCAAGAAGAUAGGCGCGAAGAUGGCUGCGGAGAAACACGCUUCGCUGCUUUCGAAUCCUGUAGCGGUCCACCUCGGAUUGGACGAUCCCAGUGGACCGUCGGUCGUGCUCAAACAGGCGAUGGAGGCGUUCGGAAGCAUUCAGGAAGGAGACGAGGUGCCAAACGUGCUAUAUUCGUACUUGCUUGACGCGUGCGAAAAGGUGUUCGAGAGCGAGCUAGACCAGGGCACGUUCGAAGAGCAUAUGCGGUGGUUUUUCCGCACGAAGGCUUACAACGUCUUCACGCUGGAUCGGGUCAUUGGGGCGAUCAUUAAACAGGUUCAAACCGUGCUGGGCGACAACAAGUGUCAGGAGCUUUGGUACCUUCUGCAGCAUGCGCGAAGCGCGGACAAGGCCACGACGCAUGAUGUGAUCAGAUACCGGAGAGAAGCGGAACGCAGUGUUGGAUCUGACGAGAAGCUGUAUCGUUUCGACUGGGACGUGGCAUCGAAAUCGUUGAGAAUUCAGCUGAUGGGUCCAGAAGACCCGAGCGUGGACGAAGAUGACUGUGCGCUUGGACGCUGGCGGGCGUACGUGGCAUCGUAUGUAAUGGUGCACCCGACGGAAUGGGUGUCAGCUGGGAGCAGUUAUGGGCCCGUCUAUCUAAAGAGGUAUGUUGCGGAUGUUGGGGAGGAAGGGAAGAACAGCGUCGUGCAGGAGCAGCGAGAGAUGGGGGUGCAGAUCCAGUCAUCGUCAUACAAGAUCAUGUUCGAGCGAGGGCGGGAGGACGUGCUAUGGCGGCGGAGGGGGGACGAGGAGAUGCGCGUCUUGGGGGAGCGGGCAGUCGCGCGAGAGGACGAGCGCCGGCGACGGGCAGGACGAGUGCUAGAGCGGUGA
Messenger RNA from Dichomitus squalens LYAD-421 SS1, 3804 nucleotides. RefSeq lists its product as uncharacterized. The transcript is spliced from 10 exons. Gene Ontology annotation, biological process: negative regulation of transcription by RNA polymerase II. Gene Ontology annotation, cellular component: chromatin; Sin3-type complex. The record is from RefSeq and is a predicted model, not a curated record. Gene Ontology annotation, molecular function: transcription corepressor activity. NCBI's taxonomy places the organism in Eukaryota, Fungi, Basidiomycota, Agaricomycetes, Polyporales, Polyporaceae. The coding region runs from base 1 to 3804 and encodes 1267 amino acids.